AUGACUUCUGCACCGGACGAGAUAGAUGAGCAGCUGCUGAAGCACUGCAUUCAAAUCUACACAGAAGUCAUUACGAAAGCCUACGAGCAGAGGAUUAAGGAUGUUAAGAAGCGAGCUGGUGCCAUGGAGCGCGACACGUGGCGUUAUGAGCAGCUGCCCAAGGACUUGGCUGGUAAAAGGCCCUUGAGUAUCACAGAGCUAGAGAGGCUCGUCCAGUGGAAGAUCACGCACGGCCCCUCUCGCCCUUUUCUCCCUGCUAUGAUCCGCAAAAACGACGGCAAAGCUGUUCUGGAGGCGACAGAGGCGACGGCCAAAUCUCUAGCCUCCAUGCCCUCCAACCCAACAAUGUCCCAGGCCCUGGACGUUACACUCUCCGCAAUGAACACCAUUUCCAAGCUCUCGGGUGUUGGUCCAGCUACAGCGUCUCUCGUUCUCGCUGUCUACAGUCCUAGGAUACCUUUCUUCCAGGAUGAAUUGUGGGCCUGGUUAUUUCCGGAGAAGGCGGGCGGCAAACUCAAGUACGAUCGAAAGGAGUACGAGAUGCUGUUUCGUAAGUGCUGGGAGGUCCGGGAAAGGGCUGGGAAAGGCGUCGAUAUGGUGGCCCUUGAGAAAGCCAGUUUUGUUUUGCAACACAUCGAUCUCGUACCUGAAAACCACUUGGGACCUCUGACAAGGGAAGGGAAAACUGAGAAGGACACCGGCCUGAAAAACGCGUCAAAACAGCUUGAUGAAAAGAUUCAGCCUGAUAAGAGUCAUGUGACAGGAUCGUCAAAAGCACACAACAAACGUACUGCACCAAAGGUGGGUGCUGCACAAGAAUCGACACCAGACGAGGGCACACGACGCUCGAAGCGGAGCAAGAAGUGA
Molecule: messenger RNA, 867 nt
Organism: Cyphellophora europaea CBS 101466
Lineage: Eukaryota; Fungi; Ascomycota; Eurotiomycetes; Chaetothyriales; Cyphellophoraceae
Exons: 2
Coding region: 1-867 (288 amino acids)
Source: RefSeq, a predicted model, not a curated record